AUGAUUCCUGAAAAGUUCCCCAUUUCGACCGUGCCCUACUGCCUCUCGAUCGGCUUUGUGGUUCCGGUGACUGGGCAACAAUAUGAAAUCAGUUCAAACAAUGCCUAUUCUCCCCAACUAUCGCCAAACGGAUUGACGGCGAGGCGGGAUUUCGGGAAAUGGACAUUUAUACUGUCUCUAAUCCCCCUCGGCACGGGGACAAAUACCUGUUUUUUUGUCCGUCUUGGGAACCGUGAACCCGGUUUCGCUUCGCUCCCUAUGCACCAGACCACUGGCCUUGCGAAGUUAAGUCGGCUCACUCUGGAUCCUCUCGACCGUCAAGCAGCUCCUGUCUCCUCCAAUUGUCCGUUAGCCAGACAGCCUCUAGGACAGUCUCACAGCGUCAAUCAAAGCACGAAAAAUGGUCAUCCCUCGUUCUACAGACAUUUUGGCAUUGGUAAGAGUGAAGCAAAGGCUGCACAAGACGGGGCAAAUUGGUAG
Molecule: messenger RNA, 480 nt
Organism: Protopolystoma xenopodis
Lineage: Eukaryota; Metazoa; Platyhelminthes; Monogenea; Polystomatidea; Polystomatidae
Source: the annotation of a GenBank genome assembly